This is a messenger RNA of Paramecium sonneborni, 676 nucleotides long. The record is from the annotation of a GenBank genome assembly. NCBI's taxonomy places the organism in Eukaryota, Ciliophora, Oligohymenophorea, Peniculida, Parameciidae.
AUGGAUAAGAAUAAAAAGUUAAAAAAAACUAAGGAUUCUAUUUUGAUUAGAAAAAAUGGUAAAUAUUCUGAAAAUGCUGGUGAAAUUGCUCGAUAAAGGUAUCAUAUGUAAAUUAUGAAAUUCAGAGCAAUUUACAUGUUAUUUUUUGAAUGUGGAAUAUUAAUAACUUAUGUGAUAUUCUUAAUCUUAUUUAUAGUUUAAGAUAGAUUCAAAAUGCUUUAUUAAAUUCUAUAACUUGUCAUCGUAACGAAUUUUAUUGAAAUUUAAGAUUUUACUUCAAAUUGUUUCGAGUUGUUUCUCAAUACAUUCAAUGAUAUUUUUCAAAGAAUAUAUCAUUACCAAAAGUUCUAACUUGUACUUAAUAUUCGUCAAUCUUGUAGAAGCAUCCUAUUGUAUUGUUUAAUGAUUGUUCCCUUUGUUUUAAUGUGUUUGGAAGAUGAUAAAUUUACAAUUCAAGUUAUUUUGUAGAUAAUUCUUUUGUCUUGUUGCAUAAUUCUAUGUAGUUUAGAUUAAUAUUUAAUCAGAAUAUUUGUGAUAGACUUUUUAAAGGAAAAAUAAAGAUACAAUUUGAAAGCAGGUUAAGUAAAUUUAUUUAAUUUUAGCAUUACAUAAUCGUAAAAGCUUUGAGGAUUAAUUACAAUAAAGUAUAAUGAAUAGGUCAGAAGAUUUUACAUGA